AGAGCUGCCGCGCUGGCACAUCUUCCUGGAGAAGGGGAGGGUGCGGCUGCAGAGAAUUGAGACCUAGACGCUCUAGAUUCCUGUAUCUGAGAGCGGAGUUGUUUGGGGUGGGGGAGGGCUUGGGCUUGGGACUGUACAAAAGGCUCAGCUUUUGCCAGGCCAACUUGAGACAUGUCUGACACAAGCGAGAGUGGUGCGGGUUUAACUCGCUCCCAGGCUGAAGCUUCGGACAAGGAUGGUGACUCAGUGAUGCAGAGCCUGCUGGCAGUGACCAAGAAACUGGAGGUCUCCGACACCCCAAAGACCUCCAAGGCAGCGAAGGGCUCGCAGGCUGGGAAGGCGUCCAAAGCCCCAGGGGUGUCAAAGGCCACUGAGGCUUCAAAGGCCCCGAAGGCUCAGGAGGCAGCUGCUCCCCGAGCUGUUUCCACCACUCAGCUGACUGACACGCAGGUUGUGGCAGCUGAAAAGAAGAGUCCGGCAGCUGACACUAAGACACAGAAUGCUGACCGAAAGGCUGCUGCCACGGUGCCUGCCACUGAGACCAAAAAGGGCAGCUGUGUGGCUGAUAAGAAGGUCAAUGCUAAAGGAAAGGCCUCAGAGUCUGAGCCUCCUGCCCCCCAGGCUCCAGCACAGGGACCUGCUGAGCCUGAGGGUGCAGCUGCCCAGUCUCAGGAGAAUCAGGACACUCGGCCCAAAGUGAAGGCCAAGAAAGCCCGAAAGGUGAAGCAUCUGGAUGGAGAAGAAGAUGGCAACAGUGACCAGAGUCAGGCUUCUGGAGCCACAGGUGGCCGCAGAGUCUCGAAGGCUCUCAUGGCCUCAAUGGCCCGCAGGGCUUCAAGGGGGCCAAUAGCUUUUUGGGCCCGUAGAGCAUCAAGGACUCGGCUGGCUGCUUGGGCCCGAAGAGCCUUGCUGUCGCUGAGAUCACCCAAAGCCCGCAGGGGCAAGGCUCGCCGCAGAGCUGCCAAGCUGCAGUCAUCCCAGGAGCCCGAAGCGCCUCCACCUCGGGAUGUGGCCCUUUUGCAAGGGAGAGCAAAUGAUCUGGUGAAGUACCUGCUGGCUAAAGACCAGACAAAGAUCCCCAUCAAGCGCUCAGACAUGCUGAAGGACAUCAUCAAAGAAUACACUGAUGUGUACCCAGAAAUCAUCGAACGAGCAGGCUAUUCCUUGGAGAAGGUUUUUGGGAUUCAGCUGAAGGAAAUUGAUAAGAAUGACCACCUGUACAUUCUUCUCAGCACCCUAGAGCCCACUGAUGCAGGCAUUCUGGGAACGACCAAGGACUCGCCCAAGCUGGGUCUUCUUAUGGUGCUUCUCAGCAUCAUCUUCAUGAAUGGAAAUCGGUCCAGUGAGGCUGUCAUCUGGGAGGUGCUGCGCAAGUUGGGGCUGCGCCCUGGGAUACAUCACUCACUCUUUGGGGAUGUGAAAAAGCUCAUUACUGAUGAGUUUGUGAAGCAGAAGUACCUGGACUAUGCCAGAGUCCCCAACAGCAAUCCCCCGGAGUAUGAGUUCUUUUGGGGCCUGCGCUCCUACUAUGAGACCAGCAAGAUGAAAGUCCUCAAGUUUGCCUGCAAGGUACAGAAGAAGGAUCCCAAGGAAUGGGCAGCUCAGUACCGAGAGGCAAUGGAAGCAGAUUUGAAGGCUGCGGCUGAGGCUGCAGCUGAAGCCAAGGCGCGGGCUGAGAUCAGAGCUCGAAUGGGCAUUGGGCUUGGCUCUGAGAACGCAGCUGGGCCCUGCAACUGGGAUGAAGCUGAUAUUGGCCCCUGGGCCAAAGCCCGGAUCCAGGCAGGAGCUGAAGCUAAAGCCAAAGCCCAAGAGAGUGGUGGUGCCAGUGCCAGUGCAAGUGCCAGUGGAAGUACCAGUUCCAGUACCAGUGCCAGUGCCAGUACCAGCACUGGCGCAACUGGCAGUGCCAGCAGUGGCUUCAGUGCCGGUGCCGGCCUGACUGCCACUCUCACGUUUGGGCUCUUUGCUGGCCUUGGUGGUGCUGGUGCCAGCACCAGUGGCAGCUCUGGUGCCUGUGGUUUCUCCUACAAGUGAGAUUUCAGAUAUUAUUAAUCCCAGCAGUCUUUCUCCUCAAGCCAGAGUGCAUCCUCAGAAAGUUACUCAAGACAGCACUCUUGGCAGCCACUAUCAAUUGAAGUUGACACUGCAUUAAAUCUAUUUGCCAUUUCUGA
Messenger RNA from Ochotona curzoniae (black-lipped pika), 2171 nucleotides. It is a transcript of the gene MAGED2, whose product is annotated as MAGE family member D2. The coding region runs from base 172 to 2034 and encodes 620 amino acids. The record is from RefSeq and is a predicted model, not a curated record. The transcript is spliced from 13 exons. Gene Ontology annotation, cellular component: nucleus. Gene Ontology annotation, biological process: negative regulation of transcription by RNA polymerase II. NCBI's taxonomy places the organism in Eukaryota, Metazoa, Chordata, Mammalia, Lagomorpha, Ochotonidae.